GGAGUUAAUAUUCAAACUUCCCAGAAACUACCCCAUCUCUCUCUCUCCUCAAGUCUCCCUCCACCUCUUUCUGCAGAGAUCCCAAGCUACCUUUCCUACCAUUGUCUCCUCAUUCUCUCUCCUCUUUCUUCACCAUAAAAUAUUUCUCUCUUUCUCACUUCAAUUUCUCCAAAUUAAUUAAUAUCAAUUCACGUACUAUACAUUAAAAAAACCUCAAUAUUUUUCUGCCUUGAUCUCUGAAUUUUUUUCCCCUCACAAUAAAUUCCCCCCAUCUUUCUCUCUCCUCCGCCAUGGACGGCAACGAGUCCUCCUCCUUUCUCUCUCCUCAUUAAUUUUCCCCACUUUUUUCCCACGUCCUCUGUAAAACCCAUUUAAUCAAAUCCCAUCAUUUAAUUUACUCAAUUAAAAAUCCCAGAGAAUGAACAAGAAGAAGCUACAGAAUGACUCUACUACUUCUACUUCUACUCUCUCACUCUAAUUGUAAGUCGCAAAUUAGGGUUUAUCAUUUUGAUCAAUUAAUGGGGUGUGGCGCCUCGAAACCGGAAGAUAAUCUUCCAUUAGUGAGUUUUGUUAGAGAGAGAAAAAGCUUGAUUAAAUCUGCUUCUGAUCAUAGAUUUGCUCUUGCUGCUGCUCAUCUUGCUUAUUUUACGCAAUUAACACAAGUUGGUGAUUCUCUUUGUAGAUUUGUUGAAGAAGAACUCAUUCUUUCUGCUACUACUAAUACAACGUCUUCUUCUUCGUUGUCUUCUCCUUCUUCGUUGUCUUCCCCUGUUCUUACUCUUCCUUCUGAUUCUGCACCUAAAAAGAAAAACAAAAACAAAAAUGUGGGUAGUAAAAAUAAAAGGAAAAAGAAAAAAGGAUCUUCUUCUUCUACCUCGAUUUCUCAUAAUUUUAGAGAUGUUGUAGAUGAAGAUGAAGAUCAGCAUUUGAAUUUGAGUUCAGAUGAUGAUGAUGGUCAUGAUCAUGAUCAUGAUGAUCAUCAUCAUCAUGGUGAUGAUUCUGGGCAUCUUGAUAUUGAGGAAGAAGAUGAAGAGAGGAGAGAGAAAGUGAAGAAGAAAUCAUCUCCACAACCUGGGAUUUCUUACAUUCCUGAUUCUGAGUUUUCUGGUAGUAAUAAUGUUAUGAAUUACCCUUAUGAUUCUUAUGCUACUAAUUAUCCUGUUGAUUUCUAUAAUAAUGGUGUUCCGCCUAAUUUUUAUGCAAAUCCUAAUUUUAAUUCGUAUUACCCGGAUAAUGGUUACAGUAAUUAUGAUUAUAAUGGUGGUAGUAAUUCAUAUGCUACUUCUUAUACAACUUAUUAUAUGAAGAAGUCUUCCACUAGAAUUCCUUCAGUUAUUUAUGAGGAACCUAAACAGAAUAAUGUUUAUACAUAUUCUGAUUACCCUGCUCAAUCGAAUUACUCGAAUUUCGGGUUUACGACGAAUUUGGGGGAGCAGCAGCAGCAGCAGCAGAGGCGGCCUCAGCAACAGCAGCAGCAGCAGCAGAGGCCGCCAACGCCACCGUCGCCGAAGGUGUCAGCAUGGGAUUAUUUUAAUCCAUUUGAGACUUUGGAGGGUGGGGGUUAUCCUGGUUUUGUAGGUCAGAAUAGUUAUGGGAUCGAGUCGAAUGCGAGUAGUCCAGAUUCGAGGGAGGUUAGGGAGAGGGAAGGGAUUCCGGAGUUGGAGGAGGAGACUGAGAGUGAAAUCAGUAAAGAGCGUUAUUACUAUGAUAAGAAGAAAGUGCAGGAUGAGUUUAGUUUUAGCAAAAGUAAGAACAGGUCAGUUCAUUUUGAUGAUGGAAAGGGGAAGAAUAAGAAGAAUAAUGUUAGUUUUGAUGAGGGUACUUCGAAAGGAGCAAAGACGAGGGUGCCUUUGCAGCAUCCACGGAGUGAGGAGCUGAAGCCGGAGCCAACAGUUGAGGUAGAGAGGGAGGUGGAGAGUGUUGAGGUGAGAGAUGUGAAGGAAAGUAGCAGCAUUAGUAGUCCUGAGACUGAUAGUAGUAUUUCUACAAGUAUAGAGGAUUUGUCUGUUAGAAAGAAAGGGGUGAGCUUUGAGGUGGGUGGGAGUGGAGAUGGAAGUGGAAGUAGAGGAGGAGGUGGAGCGGGCGCUUCAUCUCAUGAUAUCGAAUCAUCGAAGCAAAGUAGCUCUACAAUAUUAUCAGCCCAUGGCACCCGUGAUCUUAGGGAGGUUGUAAGGGAAAUCAAAGAUGAGUUUGAGGCUGCUACUGAUUAUGGGAAAGAGGUCUCUGUGUUGCUUGAAGUGGGGAAAGAACCAUACAGGUCUCGGUCCACCUUUUUGAAAGUGAUUCUGGCAAGGGUCUGCGCUACAUCACUGUCAUCUUCGUAUUCUCCUUCUUCCCCAUCUGGAGAUCAUCCUGGGACCGCUGAGGAGAUAUUUGACUCUCGAAGCCUUGCAUCAACUUUGGAGAAGCUAUAUGUGUGGGAGAAGAAACUGUAUAAGGAAGUCAAGGAUGAAGAAAGGCUCAGGGUUAUGUAUGAGAAGCAGUGCAAGAAGCUGAAAACUCUGGACGAUAAAGGUGCUGAGACUAGUAAGAUUGAAGCUACUCAGGCUUCAAUGAGAAAGCUCCUGACCAGAAUCAAUGUGAGUGUCAGAGCUGUUGAUUCUGUGUCCCAAAGGAUACACAAAUUAAGGGAUGAAGAAUUGCAGCCUCGAAUGAAAGAAUUGAUUUACGGAUUGAGAAAGAUGUGGAAGUUGAUGCUUAAAUGUCACCAAAAGCAAUUCCGAGCUAUCCUGGAAAGUAAAACUCGUGCUCUGAAAGCAAACACCGGAUUGAGAAGAGAUUCAAGUGUGAGGGCUACUAUUCAGCUUGAAGCAGAGCUAUUAAAGUGGUGUCAUCGUUUUAAUAACUGGGUAGAGAUGCAAAGGUCCUAUGCCGACACUUUGAAUGGCUGGCUUGCGAAGUGCAUUCACUAUGAACCCGAAGAGACACCAGACGGUUUCAUACCUUUUUCUCCCUCCCGUAUUGGUGCUCCACCGGUGUUUGUAAUAUGCCAUGACUGGAAACAAGCAAUGGAAAGAGUAUCAGGAUCAGAGGUGCAAACAUCAAUGAACGAUUUUGCUACAAGCUUGCAUCAAUUGUGGGAAAGACAAGAUGAAGAGCAACGGCGAAGGGUGAAAGCCGAGAACAUGUACAAAGAUUUCGAGAAACAAAUCCGUGGGAUCAGGAUGGACAGGCAAAGGAGGGGACAUGAUCACGACGAUGCCUUGUCAGACAAGAAUAGUCUCUCGAUGAUUGCUUCUGAAAGUGGGAUUUCUCCGCUUGAUGAUCUAAAGGUGGAUUUAGACUCAAUGAGACAAAGGGUUAAGGAAGAGCGAGCAGGCCACAAGGAAGCCGUUAAGCUAGUCCAUGAUGCAGUAUCUCGCACCAUACAAGCUGGUUUGAUUCCGAUAUUUGAGUCAUUAGAGAGUUUUACAUCAGAAGCUUCGAAAGCUUUUGACGAUGUCAGGUUAGAACAUGGCAGUAGAAGUUCAUGAGGAAUAAUGUACCAAUAGACAAUAUAGUGGGGGGUUUAGGUUAGAAAUAGAGAGAUGAGCAUAGACCUUAGGCAUUGUAGGAAAGCAACUGAUAAGUGCUAGGUUUAUAUGAACAAGAGGUUGGUUUCUGCUUCUGCAAUAGGGUAGAGUUAAUUAGCAUCUCUUGUACAAAAAUUUUGUUCAUCAAUUUCAUUCAUUUUAGGUCAAAGUACUAGUGUCAACUGUGAUGGUGGCAUAGAGAAGUUACACGAUGGUGUCGGAGUACAACUAGUUUCAAAUGUAAUAUAUGUAACAUUUUAUUGGUAAUGAUCUGGACCUGAGUUGAUCUUCCAUCAAAGCUAUUAAAAUUAUACUUCAUCUGUUCUUUUUAAAGUA
Beta vulgaris subsp. vulgaris (sugar beet) is the source of this 3848-nucleotide messenger RNA. RefSeq names its product nitrate regulatory gene2 protein. The record is from RefSeq and is a predicted model, not a curated record. The transcript is spliced from 4 exons. Lineage: Eukaryota; Viridiplantae; Streptophyta; Magnoliopsida; Caryophyllales; Amaranthaceae. The coding region runs from base 441 to 3473 and encodes 1010 amino acids.